AUAAAAUUGACAAUAAAACCAUUGAUACUACGAAAACAAAAAACAAAGCUGCCAUUAAUGAAGAUUCUUUAAUUCAAAAUGAUACAUCAAGGAUUGAUGAAACUUUUAUUUCCAAAAAUGAUGAUUCUCAAAAUCAAAUCUAUGACCUUCAAAUACAAAAUUACAGCCCGGGUAUACCCUUUCACACUUCAAGUUCAACUGGUGGAAGCAUUUUAAAUAAUCGUUUGACUAAAACAAUGACAAAUUCGAGCACUAUAACUGUUGGGGGAAGAAAAAGAAAACCAAGAGUUAGAGCAAGAUCAAAUCAAAUCGACAGUUUUAAUAAUAAUAAAACUAAAAUACCCACCAUGGAUGAAAAUUUAGAAUUAUACUUAUCUAAAACUGUAUCUUCAUCUAAUAACUAUAUUAAAAAUAAGAAUACCAAUAGUCUAUCGAUUAAUACCGAUAAAUCAUUUCAUUUAAAAAGUUCCUCUACUUCUUCAUUGCUGAAGAAUAAAAAUUUUGAAAAACCACCUCCUAUUUCCGAAUCAAAAGAAAAACAAUUAUCCAUUAGCAGCUCGUCACCAGUUUUUAAUACUGGUGAUCAUCUUUACAAAUCUCUUUCAAAUACUAGUGCUCAUACAGCUAAUUUAUCUAGCUCUUUUAUUAAAAAAGACAAUUCAUCCUAUGUUGAAACUUACCAAAACAUUUCGUUUUAUUAUGAUAGAAAUAUAAAAGUAAUCCCUCGAGUUCGUGUCUUGGUGGUUGAAGAUAAUAUUAUCAAUUCCAGAAUUUUAAAGAAAUUUUUAUAUACACACGAUAUACCUCACAAAAUUGUGACUAAUGGUUUUGAUGCUGUGCUGGAAUUUCGUAAAGGUGGAUAUCAUCUUAUAUUUAUGGAUUUACAAUUACCAAAACUUAGUGGAAUUUCGGCUACAAAAAGAAUACGUUCUUUAGAAGAAAAAAAUGGAAUUGCAUAUAUCAAAAAGCCAAUAAAAUCCUUUUCACUGUCUCAUUCUCAUAAUAAUUCUAUCGAUUCUUCAAAUAUCACAAACACAAACACAAACACGAAUACAAAUAUACAUUCUGGAAAUGAGAACAAGAAUAAAAGCGUGCUCAGUAAAGUAGAAAUUUUGGAUAAGGAUAAAUUUCCUAACCCUGUUGUUAUUGUUGCAUUAACUGCUAAUUCUAACACUGAUGAUAGAAGAGAAGCAUUAGGAGCAGGCUGUAAUGACUAUUUAUUGAAACCUUUGAAUUUUUUCUGGUUGAGAAAUAAAAUUGUGGAAUGGGGUUGUAUGCAAGCACUUAUCAAUUUUAAUAACUGGAAGUUUGAUGAAGAGGGUAGGAUUAGUCGUGCAACACCUAUAUUUGGUAAAAUCAUGACUUGAGAUUCUUUUUAUCUUCAACGGGUUAUACAUAAUUAUAGCUAAUUAUUGAUUUUUUUUUUGGUUAUAGAGGUGACUUUAUUUCAUUUUAUGCUAUAUUAUUUCUUUUCAUUUUUUAUUUUUCUAUUUUAUAUAUUAUUUUCAAUUCUCUUUGCUUUUUAUUUCAAUAAUCUAUUACUUUAGAGCUAGAUAUUUUGAGAAUAUUAAUUCUGAAAACUUUUAUCUUUUUAUUCUAUUUGAUUUUGAUUAAUUUUAUAAGUUUAAUCUUUUUUUAUUUUUUUUUU
Messenger RNA from Ascoidea rubescens DSM 1968, 1648 nucleotides. RefSeq names its product mitogen-activated protein kinase kinase kinase SSK1 (gene SSK1). The transcript has a single exon. NCBI's taxonomy places the organism in Eukaryota, Fungi, Ascomycota, Saccharomycetes, Ascoideales, Ascoideaceae. Bases 237 to 1367 code for a protein of 376 amino acids. The record is from RefSeq and is a predicted model, not a curated record. Gene Ontology annotation, biological process: phosphorelay signal transduction system.